CCGCGGCGGGGCGACGGAUCUUGACCAAUGGCAGUGGUGUUGCUAGGACCCCUCCUGCGCUGGAUUGCUGGACGAAACUGUCAAUUUCUUGGCGAGCAAGCUAGGAUGCGCUCGGUAUAAAGUGCGGUGGCUGGGGCUGCAGCUGUUGCAGUUCUUCAGUCUUGCCCGAAUUGUGAUGUAAAUUGUAAAGAAAAAUAGGCAAACAGUCGUUUGGUUAGAGAAAAAUAAUACAAACAAAUAGUAGAGGAGUUAUAAUUUCUUAUCUUAAGAUGCAACAGUUUAAAAAAAGCACACGAAACGCUUCGAAGAUCAGAACAAAGACUUGGAAGGGGCUCCCUGACUACGGUUGAACUUUUAAUACACUUUUAUUUAUUUUGGAAAAAAAAAGUAAUUCCUACCUUCCUUGCCUUCGGCGAAUGGGUUGAGGAAAAAGUUAAUCGGAUCUUUGAGGUUGGUGGGUUAAGACGUCGGUGUCUCGGGCUGUCGCUCCCUCGUUGUGAGGCUGGUGCUACCCCCUCCCUCCUUCCCUGCCCCGGUGCCGCAACAGCGUGUGGAGACCUGCCACACCGCUUGCCCGCACACCACGGCCUUCACCUGCGUGUUCCAGUGUUUCCCGUGCGAGCCCGCCUGCCUCGGCGCCUCGUGGAGCAGCCCGGAGUUUGCGCUGCGUCCGGUGGUCCCCAUGGUGAAGAUGACGAGAUCCAAGACCUUCCAGGCCUACCUCCCCACCUGCCACAGGACGUACAGCUGCAUCCACUGCCGGGCGCACCUCGCCAACCACGACGAGCUCAUCUCCAAGUCUUUUCAAGGGAGCCAAGGCCGAGCUUACCUGUUCAACUCAGUAGUUAAUGUGGGCUGUGGACCAGCUGAGGAGCGAGUUUUACUCACAGGCCUGCAUGCGGUGGCGGAUAUAUACUGUGAAAACUGUAAAACCACGCUGGGCUGGAAAUAUGAGCACGCCUUUGAGAGCAGCCAGAAGUACAAGGAAGGGAAGUAUAUCAUAGAGCUUGCUCACAUGAUUAAGGACAAUGGCUGGGAGUGACUGAAGGAGGUGCUGGGACCGACCGCCGACUUGUCGACCCUGGAGCCAGAGAAGUAACGGAAGGCUUUGGUUAGAAGUGGAUUGGGGUUGGGGGGGGAAGAUGGGCUGCUCAAAUCCACCUGCCAGAUGCCUGCCUCUGCGUUUUCUCUCAUCACUGUUAUCCCUCGGCAUCCCAGGUCCUUUCUGCUUCUGCUCUGGCCAAAUGUCCCUGGCCCCUCUCCAUUACAGUGUCGGCUGAGCGAUCACAUUGAAGCUUGAGAGGCCGUUCCGCUUCCCAUUCCGUUUUCCCAACGUGCAUUGAGAGCAGUUCUGCUGACGUCUGUCCAAGCGCAGGCCUCAUUUGGGAUUAGUGUGGGAGGGAGGGAGCUUCAGGGGUGGGUUGAAUGUGGAGCUUGUGGCCAACUCCUUGGGCCUUGAAGCCUUGACAGGACCAGGAUAUUCAGUUUGUUCCAUCUGUCAGUUCAACUGAUAUAACCCCCUCCCUUGUGUUCUCCCAUGCUGGUCAGUUAUUGGGAGUGUUCAACUCCUGCAAACACUGGGAGCUGCCCACCCUUCUCAGAAAAUAUAAAUUUGGCCCUAAUGCCUUGAGACAAAGUGUACCCCACCACACCUCUUCACUCUAGCUGUGCAUUUGAUUGGUGCACUGACUGGAGCAGGAAAACAAUGAAGGGCAGAAUGGCCUCAUCUCUUCUCUUACCCCCCCCCCCCCAAAAGGAUGGAUGUUUUUGGACCAAUGAGAGGGAACUCUAGUCACUCAACAAAAAAUCCCUCUAAAAGUGCCACUGUGGUGCCACAGACAUGUUGGGAUGAACAUUGCCAAGGGAAAGCAUAGUGUCGUAAUUUUAAGGGAAUUAUGAUGGGUUCAGGGCAGUCUCUGCCCUGUAAAGCCGCUCAGUCAUUGUCUCCCAUUUUCCUAGUUUUCCCCUCUCCACGUCCAGCCUUCCAGACUUGACCCUGUGUCAUUCAUUUGGGGUGUUGUCUCUGGCUGAAGAAGGUUUGCCCUCUCGUGGCUUUUAGUUCGGCCUUCUGGCUGCCUUUGCCAGUGCUUCAGUUUGUGAGGAGGGAGCAUCUCGGCCACCCUGUGGGUGACUGUGCCUCAGCUGUAGAUCAGGGCAAAGACACCGAAAUGGAGAGAAUAGAGCCUCCUACCAAGGUGUUGUGAAGGAGUGGAACCCCAAAUCCUAAACGAUGGCCCUGAUAAAACAUUGAACUCUGAAGGUGUCAAACAUCGGAGGGACUGAAUUACUUGCCUGGGGAGAGGUGGCUGGCCAGUUUGGCUCUUCCUAUUGGUCUUGGUGAGGCUGCUAGUUGCAAUAAUUGUCACAGAUUCAUGGGAGGGCCUGUGUUAGGACUGAAGUCCCAACAACAAUGACACCACACACCUCUUGGUCCCCUCAGUUUUCCCACUCCCACCCCCAUUUGCUUGGGUUACCUUGAUCUUGUCCAUGGUUUUUGCUCAGUUCUGGGUGCUCUCCCUCAGGGGAGAUACUUGGGCUGGAAAGGGUUGCACUAAGGCAGUGGUUCCCAACCUUUUUUUAAUAUACCAUGGACCAAUAUAAUUAAACAAGGGUUCUGUGGACCCCAGGUUGGGAACCCCUGCACUAAGGAUUGGUCAGGAUAAUACCAAAGUCAAUGGCUUUAAGAUUUGGACAGAUUACAUCAGCAGUGGUUGUUGCUCUGAAUAUUGCAGAUGAUUAAGGACUGAUUAAUUGAGAUUUGUACAGUAGGGCCUAACCUCUUGUCUGUGCUGGAUGGUCUCCAGAAUUUGGAGACGGCCUUGACAUCAGAUCCAGGAUAUUGAAUAUAAUGUCAGAAAGCUCUUCCUUACGCACGCGGGUGGAAACCUGGAACCCUCCCACCCAGAAAACUGAGACUGAGCAUCAGUUGAAGUAGAGGGUGGGGGAUUUGAAGGGUAAUGAGGGACUGUCAUCAGACCAAGACGGGUAGGUGGAACUGAGAUGCAGAUCAACCAUAAAUCUAAUUGAAUGGCAGAACAGGUGUGAGGCUGAAUGGCCUCUUCCUGGUCAUUGCACACAGGAUUGGUCCAAAAGACAUUUGUGUCAGACCAGUUUCCUUCCUUCCUCCUGAAGGUGUGACUGUGGGAGGGAUUUAGCAUGUAUAUUGAAUCUUCUGUUGAUCAACUUGUAAGUAUUGGGAAUCAUUUUCUAUCAACAUCAGCCCUCCCACCAUUAAGUGACCUGUAGGCCUUUUACACUUGACUGCAUUAGACUCUGGUCCCAGUAAGCUUUCUUCGAUCCUUACAAAGUAAUGACAGUGAUGGCUGAGCAACUUGGCCACAAGCACUGUGAAAUCCUUGGCUUGGGCAGACAGACUGACCUCAGAGUUUUCAUGUGUAGCCCGUCAUGGGCACCCAUUAAUAUGUUGACCAAAGCACCUCAGUUUGUACACUGUUAAAUGGAUUGACCUUGUAAGGCCGACCAUAUGAGGCUAUGUUGUCACUGGACUGUGGUUAGUUGGUACCCAAACGGUACAAGAUCCUUCCCUCCUCUACUAAGUUUUGAGUGCUAGGUCCUCUCUUCUGGUGCAGGGGAGCUUUGCACUGUUCACUGUGGUGCAUACAGUAUGUGAAUUUUGCACACUGGCUAUGGGGCACCGCCCAGUAUCCCAGUGACAGCACUGCCAGUAACACCAUUGAAAUCAAUGGCUAAAGAGCCUUUUGUUUCCCAAUUUUGGGCAUUGGUGGGGUAAGGUGGAGCAGAGACUGUUGAGAUGCUCGGACCUACUGUCCAAAGAACAAACCCAACAGAGUGUGGCCGGUUCACUUGGAUGAUGUUGGUGUUUUAAGACGGUGGGGGGGAGAGAACAGAACUUCCAGUAGCGUGUUAGUGGAUAUAUUGUAAAUCCCGCUGUGCCUGUCUUCUCUGCCACGCAUGUAAAACCACGUGUCCAAAGUAAUACCAUGCAGCCUCAGUCACUGGACCUGUCAUCCACCAGGCAAGUCCAAUUGAUUCAUGCAGCCAAUUCUGUUUCCUGGUGGCCAAAGCUGGCUUGUGAUUGGACACUGCUUUGAUCUGACUUUCUCCAACUCCGGCCCCCUCAUUGGCUGCUUGUGGAAAAAGCAGUCCCCUUGACAUCGCCUGAUUGGCUGGAGGACACGCACUCUGCUGAAUCAUCUCUCGUGUGAUAAUGUGCUGUGCCCCUAUUUAAACAAAUUGCUAAUAUAUAUAUACAGAAUUUUGUCUUAUAUUGUGUACUCUUGUAAAUAUUCAUAUUUAAAAAUGUUUUUUAUAAUAUAUUCAGCAAUGCCUGAUCCAAUCCUCUGACUUAAUUUGUAUUUCAAAGUA
Molecule: messenger RNA, 4347 nt
Organism: Mobula hypostoma (lesser devil ray)
Lineage: Eukaryota; Metazoa; Chordata; Chondrichthyes; Myliobatiformes; Myliobatidae
Product: protein yippee-like 2
Exons: 6
Coding region: 683-1042 (119 amino acids)
Source: RefSeq, a predicted model, not a curated record